Molecule: messenger RNA, 3463 nt
Organism: Mirounga angustirostris (Northern elephant seal)
Lineage: Eukaryota; Metazoa; Chordata; Mammalia; Carnivora; Phocidae
Gene: PGD
Product: phosphogluconate dehydrogenase
Exons: 13
Coding region: 150-1526 (458 amino acids)
Biological process (GO): pentose-phosphate shunt; pentose-phosphate shunt, oxidative branch
Cellular component (GO): cytosol
Molecular function (GO): phosphogluconate dehydrogenase (decarboxylating) activity; NADP binding
Source: RefSeq, a predicted model, not a curated record
UCCUUCCGAUUGGUCGGCGCCGGAAGGCCGCGGCCAGGGUCUGGGGGCCCGUGCGGGCGCGGCACUCAUCCUCAGCAGCCGGGCCGCGCGCUCUCAGCUCUUCGCUUCCGUCCGCUCCUACCCGGUCUGCCGCCGCCGCCGCCGCCGCCAUGGCCCAAGCUGACAUUGCACUGAUUGGACUGGCUGUCAUGGGCCAGAACUUAAUUUUGAACAUGAAUGACCAUGGCUUUGUGGUUUGUGCUUUCAAUAGGACAGUCUCCAAAGUUGAUGAUUUCUUGGCCAAUGAGGCAAAGGGAACCAAAGUGGUUGGUGCUCACUCCUUGGAGGAGAUGGUCUCCAAGCUGAAGAAGCCACGACGGAUCAUAUUGCUCGUGAAGGCUGGUCAAGCUGUUGAUGAUUUCAUUGACAAAUUGGUACCAUUGUUGGACACUGGCGACAUCAUCAUCGAUGGAGGAAAUUCUGAAUACAGGGACACCACAAGACGAUGUCGUGACCUCAAGGCCAAGGGCAUCCUGUUUGUGGGGAGCGGAGUCAGUGGUGGAGAGGAGGGGGCCCGGUAUGGCCCCUCACUUAUGCCAGGAGGGGACAAACAAGCCUGGCCCCACAUCAAGACAAUCUUCCAAGGCAUCGCUGCGAAAGUCGGGACGGGAGAACCCUGCUGUGACUGGGUUGGGGAUGAAGGAGCAGGACACUUUGUGAAGAUGGUGCACAAUGGGAUCGAGUACGGGGAUAUGCAGCUCAUCUGUGAGGCUUACCACCUGAUGAAGGAUGUGCUGGGCAUGGGGCAUGACGAGAUGGCAAAGGCGUUUGAGGAAUGGAAUAAGACAGAGCUCGACUCAUUCCUCAUUGAAAUCACGGCCAAUAUUCUCAAGUUCCAAGACAGCGACGGCAAACACCUGCUGCCGAAGAUCAGGGACAGCGCGGGGCAGAAGGGCACAGGGAAGUGGACUGCCAUCUCAGCCCUGGAGUACGGCGUUCCCGUCACCCUCAUCGGAGAAGCAGUUUUUGCUCGAUGCUUAUCAUCUCUGAAGGACGAGAGGAUUCAGGCUAGUAAAAAGCUGAAGGGUCCCCAAAAGAUCCAGUUUGAAGGUGAUAAGAAAGCAUUCCUGGAGGAUAUUCGGAAGGCCCUCUAUGCUUCCAAGAUCAUCUCGUAUGCGCAAGGCUUUAUGCUGCUAAGACAGGCGGCCACGGAAUUUGGCUGGACCCUCAACUAUGGUGGCAUCGCCCUGAUGUGGAGAGGUGGCUGCAUCAUCAGGAGCGUGUUCCUAGGAAAGAUAAAGGAUGCAUUUGAUCGGAACCCACAACUUCAGAAUCUGCUACUAGAUGACUUUUUUAAGUCAGCUGUUGAAAACUGCCAGGGCUCGUGGCGGCGGGCAGUGAGCACCGGGGUCCAGGCGGGCAUCCCCAUGCCCUGCUUCACCACGGCCCUGUCCUUCUAUGACGGGUACAGACAUGAGAUGCUACCGGCCAACCUCAUCCAGGUACCGUCCUUAUCCCCAGUUUACAAACGAGGCACAAGGAUGUGAAGGAACUUGUCUGAGGUCACACAGCCCUGAAACACUGCGGCCGGAACCACGGCAACCUGGCGCCCGAGCCCGUGCCCUCAACCACCGCGCCACCUUCCUGCUCCGAGUGCACAGCUCACUCCACCCGGCCACGGCCGCUCACCGUGCACCCACCACGUGCCAAGCUCACCCCUCCACCCGGCCACGGCCCGCUCACCGUGCACCCACCACGUGCCAAGCUCACCCCUCCACCCGGCCACGGCCCGCUCACCGUGCACCUACCACGUGCCAAGCUCACCCCUCCACCCGGCCACGGCCGCUCACCGUGCACCCACCACGUGCCAAGCUCACCCCUCCACCCGGCCACAGCUGCUCACCAUGCACCUACCACGUGCCAAGCUCACUCCACCCGGCCACGGCCCGCUCACCGUGCACCGACCACGUGCCAAGCGCCGUGCGGGCGACCAUGCGUCAGCGUCCGCGGGAGAGCAGAUGGAAAGUCCUGACCUCAGGCGCUCACCGAAUCCACAUGACAACCAAAGGAGAUUGAUUUUUUGGAAUCAGCAUUUUAUGGGGUAAUUUGAGAGGAAAUAAAAGAUGACUGUUAUUGAAUUAAGUAUUCAUGGAACCCUAUUUAAUGCAGCUGAAAAGGAUCCAGGAAGGCCGCAGAUGUCCCUGCCUUUCUUACAGCGAGGGCUCGGGCUCAGAAGCCAGGCUGCUCUGGGCUCCACCACUUCCUAGCACGUUAACCUCGGGCAAAGUUCUCUCACCUCUGUGACCCUGUUCCCUCACUUAUCAAACGGGAUCCCAGUACCUACCUGUGAGGGCUCCGAGAACCGCCCAGGAGCUGGCAAGCCCUGGGGAAGGGUUCGAUCACCGCCGUAGGGCUGGCCUUGUUGCACAACGUGGCACAAGGCUGACAUCUAGUGGCCACUUAUCGUGGCUGGUUCCUUACUGGGCAAAAUCGCUCCAUCCAAAUAGACCCAUUUUCUGUGACGUGACACCUCAGCUCUGGACCUUCCUCUAUCAGACUCUGAAAUGCGUGCAUAUUCCACAGACCACUAGAAGAACGUUCUUUUGCCCUGGGAAGCAAUUUAUACAUAUAUAUGUGUAUAUAUAUAUAUAUAUGAGGGAGGGAGAGAGAGAAUCCCAAGCAGACUCCACACACAGCGCGGAGCCCAACUCGGGUCUCAAUCUCAUGAUCCUGAGAUCACGACCUGAGCCAAAAUCAAGAGUCGGACGCCUAACUGACUGAGCCACCCAGGCGUCCUGGGAAGCAGCUGCUUUAAAAUGAGGUAACAUGCAAGGUACAAAGCACAAAAACUGCCCAGGAGAAAACCAUGACUAUUUUUUGAGCACUUAGGUGCAAUCUCGGCCUCACAACCACUGUCUAUGUUGGUACUAGGGUCCCCACUUAAUAAAUGCAGAAACUGGGGCUUGGAGAGGUCCUGCGGCUCGCCCUGGGUCACAAAGCUUGUGAUGGGGCUAGGCUCCGAACCUGAGGUCUGGGCCUAGGGCUGGAGCUCCCCACCUGCUCUCCGCCCAUUCCACACCCCCUGGUCCCCUUCUUUCCUGCUGGAGACCGGAGAGUGGCAGCAUGGGGAGCAGGGCGGCUACUGACGGGCAGAACUGGGCCUGCUAAGGCAGAGGCUGCAGAUCAGGGACAUCCCGUGAGAGGCCUGCCCUGCAUGGCAUUGGGGACCAUCCCAGGAGACUGGACACUGGGAUUCUCUCAGGGAGCAAUGGGGAGAGGAGGCCAGAGGCACAUGUUAUCUCGGAUGCAAUGGAAAUUGAUCAGAAGGCCGAUUCCUCCAAAAAGAGGUUCUCUGGGUCUCAGCCAUCGGCACGCUUGUGGGGUUUGGGGCACUUCUGUGGAAGAGGAAGAUCAAGAGUGGCUUAUGGGAAAGACAAACAUACUUGUUAAGAAAUGCAGAAUACAGGAAUAUAUAAAGCGAAAA